Drosophila serrata is the source of this 3617-nucleotide messenger RNA. It is a transcript of the gene trbd, whose product is annotated as ubiquitin thioesterase trabid. Lineage: Eukaryota; Metazoa; Arthropoda; Insecta; Diptera; Drosophilidae. The record is from RefSeq and is a predicted model, not a curated record. Gene Ontology annotation, molecular function: cysteine-type deubiquitinase activity; K63-linked polyubiquitin modification-dependent protein binding. Gene Ontology annotation, biological process: protein K33-linked deubiquitination; protein deubiquitination involved in ubiquitin-dependent protein catabolic process; cytoskeleton organization. Gene Ontology annotation, cellular component: nucleus; cytoplasm.
UUGUGGGUAGCGGGGUGGGUUGUUGGGUACGGCGGAAGAGGACAAGUCCCAAUAAGAAACUAGCGCGAAAACCCCCUUGCACUGCACCCCUCGCAUACAUACAUACACUAAAUGCCUAGGUGCAUCACACACAUGCAUAAAUACCCACGAGCGAAUAAUGGCAACAAAACAAUUGCGAGCGACCCCGUAGUAGUACCAAUACCAGUGUCUAUGUGCCCCAAUCCCAGGAACAGAGACUGAGGCAGAGGCAGAGAUAGAGACAGAGAGGGGGACCAAGACCCCGAAGGCUGACUGUGACGACACCAUGGCAAGUUGAGCCAAUUGCAGAUGUAUCUGUGGCUGUAUCUGCGAAUUAUGUCUCAGGGUCAAGGACACUGCUUGCUACCCCGUUGUUUGACCUUAUUAACAAGAAUUUCCAUUCGCGACACGCAAGGCAGAGGAUUUCAAUACCCUUAUUCCUAGAUGACAGUUUUAGCGGAGUGAAAUCGUCCUACAAACUCCUUCAAAAGCGUAACUAUUAUCCUGCAGCGUAAUAAUCAACUCUGAAAGCGGAUAGCUUUAAAAAAAAAUUCUUUUAUAGAUUGUAAGACAAUUUAGCUUGUCUUAAGAUUGUUUGAUUUAUUUAUUGACAAAAUAGUGAAGGUUCCCAAAGAAAUCAUUGAAAAAUAGAAUAGAGUCUUGCUCUAGGAACUGAAAACCAAAGAACUGUACUCUUUACUUAAUAAACAAUCAUUCAUUGACAGAGCAACUACAUCAUUGUGGCUGGCUCCGCGCACAAAACGAUGUGCGAUACCAAAGACGAUGCGCAGAAAUGGAAAUGUGAAAUUUGCACCUACGAGAACUAUCCAUCCUCUUUGAAAUGCACCAUGUGCCAAGCGUCAAAGCCGUUGCUCAACGAAGAUAUCUUCCGGCUGAGUCCCGCCGCCCAGGAGAGUAGUGCGGUUGCGGAGGAAGCAGCUGCUGUUGAGCCUACACCCACGUCGACGUGCUACUCGCUCCAGCCGCAGCAGAAUCAGGCGAGACAGAGCAACGUGGCGGACAGCGAAAAGUGGCCCUGCAAGGUAUGCACCUAUCUCAACUGGCCGCGCAGUCUGCGAUGCGUCCAGUGCUGUACGAAGCGUGGCGGUGAUGCCAUCGAGCGCGGCAAUGACAAGAAUAACGAAGCGGAUGCUGACCGGGCUGGCGAGGCGUUGCAGGCGCUCCGCAUCAGUGGAACAGACACGGAACUUGGGGGGUGCGCCACAGAGAAUAUGGCUAAUAAGCCAGUCCAGCUAAUCGGGGCCACAGCCUCGAAUCGGCUGAACCUUAGUCCGGGCAUUGACGAUGCCACGCAUCUAAACAAUCUCGCCAAUGCAUCCCACAACCAGUCGCGUUCGCAGUCUCAGAACCAUCAGCCUGCCCAGCUUCAGCAAAUGCAGUUACAGCUUCAGCAAAUGCAGUUACAGCUUCAGCAGCACCACACGCCGCAACAGCGGGAGUCCUCAUCCUCAGCCACUGACACGCCACAGCAGAAGCCCUGCUAUGUGGCCAAAUGGGCGUGUAACUCGUGCACCUACGAAAACUGGCCGAGGAGCAUCAAGUGCUCCAUGUGCGGCAAAACAAGGGAGCGAGAGGUCAGUGGAUCGCAGAACGACUUGCACGCCUCCUCAAGUCUGAACAUUCAAGAGGAGCACCAACAACAGCAGCAGCAACAACUACAGCAGCAAGGCGUGGACACCGUUAGUGUCAACAACUCAUUCAAUAAGAAGCACAUUUACCAACUUGGUUCCUCGGAAACCAUCAACAACUGUGAUACGCUGCAAGAGCGACAGGAGCGCCGCCAGCGUCAAAUACGACGCCAGGUGGACUGGCAGUGGCUGAACGCCUGUCUUGGUGUCGUGGAAAACAACUACAGUGCCGUGGAGGCCUAUCUCUCCUGCGGUGGCAAUCCGGCGCGUUCUCUGACUAGCACUGAGAUCGCGGCACUCAAUCGCAACUCGGCCUUCGACGUAGGCCACACGCUGAUCCACCUGGCCAUUCGAUUUCAUCGGGAGGAAAUGCUGCCCAUGCUGCUGGCGCAGAUCUCUGGCUCGGGGCCAGGUAUCAAGCGCGUGCCGUCCUACGUGGCCCCCGACUUGGCGGCCGAUAUCCGUCGUCAUUUUGCCAACACCCUGCGCCUGCGCAAAUCCGGCCUCCCCUGCCACUAUGUGCAAAAGCACGCCACCUUCGCCCUACCCGCCGAGAUUGAGGAGCUGCCGAUCCCGAUUCAGGAGCAGCUCUACGACGAGCUGCUCGAUCGCGACGCCCAAAAGCAGCUGGAAACGCCGCCGCCAGCUCUGAACUGGUCGCUUGAGAUCACGGCUCGGCUUAGCUCUCGGAUGUUCGUCCUUUGGAACCGAAGCGCUGGCGAUUGCCUCCUGGACUCGGCCAUGCAGGCCACCUGGGGUGUCUUCGAUCGCGACAACAUCCUGAGGCGAGCACUCGCAGAUACACUGCACCAGUGUGGUCAUGUGUUUUUUACACGUUGGAAGGAGUACGAGAUGCUGCAGGCCUCGAUGCUACACUUCACGCUGGAGGACUCGCAGUUUGAGGAUGACUGGAGUACACUUUUAUCGCUGGCAAGCCAGCCGGGCUCAUCCCUGGAACAGCUUCACAUCUUCGCGCUGGCGCACAUCCUCCGACGUCCAAUCAUCGUGUACGGCGUCAAGUAUGUGAAGAGUUUUCGCGGUGAAGACAUCGGUUAUGCGCGUUUCGAAGGUGUCUACUUACCUUUACUCUGGGAUCAAAACUUUUGCACCAAGUCACCCAUCGCCCUGGGCUACACUCGCGGUCACUUCAGCGCCCUAGUGCCGAUGGAACCAUUCACAAGGAUCGAUGGACGGCGCGACGACGUGGAGGACGUGACAUAUUUGCCGCUUAUGGAUUGUGAGCUCAAACUCUUGCCUAUCCAUUUUCUCACCCAGUCUGAGGUGGGCAACGAAGAGACCAUGAUGCGCCAGUGGCUGGACGUAUGUGUAACCGAUGGCGGUCUACUCGUCGCCCAACAGAAGCUCAGCAAACGGCCGCUGCUGGUGGCUCAAAUGCUGGAGGAGUGGCUCAACCACUACCGCCGAAUUGCACAAGUGAUAACGGCGCCCUACAUUCGUCGCCCCCAAAUAACACAUUACUCCAGUGACGGCGACUCGGAUGAGGAAUAGAUGCAAUGUCUCUGCGUCUGCGUAUAUAUUUGAAUACCAUUAUUUUUUACUAUCGGCGAUCGAUGGCAGCAGAUGCGGAUGUUGAAUUGAAUUGGACACGUGCAGAUCCUACACACACAGACACACUUGCACCCACAGUUAGCUAAUGGAAACUAUAGAGAAUACAAAGUGCAUACCAUAUAUGCGAGCAGUUGACAGAGUUGUAGUACUAACUAAAUUGAGAGCAAAGGAAACUAAAGCUUGAGCCGCAAUGUAAGAAAAUACAUUGAUCGACGUAUGUAUAUCAUAUCCGUUCCCAACUCAACGUUUGUUGAUUUUAGUCAAAUUUAUUCACACUGCGUCGACCAGAACAGACAGAGGAAGAGCAUAUAUGUAUGUAGUAAACGAAAUUGAAGCUAUACACUAUACUAGUAGAUCUAAUUACACUCACAUUUGAAACAA